Molecule: messenger RNA, 443 nt
Organism: Aedes aegypti (yellow fever mosquito)
Lineage: Eukaryota; Metazoa; Arthropoda; Insecta; Diptera; Culicidae
Exons: 2
Coding region: 44-394 (116 amino acids)
Source: RefSeq, a predicted model, not a curated record
UCGUCUUCAGCACUCCAUCCAACAAAGUCAAACAACAAUCAAAAUGAAAGCCAUCAUUGCUUUGGUGAUCGGCACUCUGGCUGUUGCAGCUCAAGGAUCAUAUCUUCCUGCCACUACCGCUGUCGUCUCCGGAGCCACUGCUUGGCCUUACAACGCUGGAUGGAACUCCUGGAAUGGAUGGAACAACUGGGACAACCAUUAUAAUGGCCAUCAUGGAUUGGCGGCUUACCCUUACGCUCAGGGUUGGUCCCCCGCUUAUGGUUUGUAUGGACACAAGACUGUUGUACAGGCAAACCUUGGAGGUCACGCUUCAUAUCCGUGGGGACAGCCAUGGGGAACCUACGGAGCUGGCUACGCAGGAAACUAUGGAUGGGGCAAGAAGUACGGGUACUGAAUGGAGCAAUAAUGAUGAAAUAAAUGAUUGGAUUGUUUACCAAGUUUAA